Molecule: messenger RNA, 4008 nt
Organism: Gadus chalcogrammus (walleye pollock)
Lineage: Eukaryota; Metazoa; Chordata; Actinopteri; Gadiformes; Gadidae
Gene: foxf1
Product: forkhead box F1
Exons: 2
Coding region: 326-1468 (380 amino acids)
Biological process (GO): regulation of transcription by RNA polymerase II; animal organ morphogenesis
Cellular component (GO): nucleus
Molecular function (GO): DNA-binding transcription factor activity, RNA polymerase II-specific; RNA polymerase II cis-regulatory region sequence-specific DNA binding
Source: RefSeq, a predicted model, not a curated record
AAUGCUCUGAUUGCAACAGAUAAGUCAAAAGUGAGCUCGGACCCACGAGAACAUAUCAACUGAAGGCUGAGGCGGACCCGGUCCUGUUUCUUAGUUCGCUCUGGACGCAGCUGAUGAGGCUUUGGACACGAUUCGGAUCUGCAUAUGGAUUGUAUUUAAAAGGAAAUCCCCUCUUGGCUAAGACGGUUCGUGCGUAAAGUUUCUCUACCCUAAACAUAGGAUUUAAUACUGUGUGUCGAACUAUCAUUUGACCUGUGCUUCUGUCGCCUAUACGAUAUAAAAAAAGAAGAGUUUUAGUUGGUCAUUACGCAGCUCUCGGCUACUCAUGACGGCAGAGGUUCAGCAGCAGACCCCAGCGCAGACGCCUGCUCAGAGCAGUCCCAUGUCUGCCCAGGAGAAGCCCCACGGACAGACGGCGGUGAUGGAAACCGCCUCGUCCACCACGAAACCCAAGAAGACCAACGCGGGGAUCCGUCGCCCAGAGAAACCUCCGUACUCCUACAUAGCCCUGAUAGUCAUGGCUAUCCAGAGCUCUCCCACAAAACGACUGACGCUCAGCGAAAUAUACCAGUUCCUUCAGAGCCGCUUCCCGUUUUUCAGGGGCUCGUAUCAGGGAUGGAAGAACUCCGUGCGACACAAUUUGUCCCUGAAUGAAUGCUUCAUUAAACUACCCAAGGGCCUCGGGCGGCCCGGCAAGGGCCACUACUGGACUAUCGACCCGGCCAGUGAGUUCAUGUUCGAGGAGGGUUCGUUCAGAAGAAGGCCGAGGGGCUUCAGGCGCAAGUGCCAGGCUCUGAAACCCAUGUACAGCAUGAUGAACGGCCUGGGCUUCAACCACAUCCCCGAGUCCUACAACUUCCAGGGCGGCGGUGGAGGCCUCUCUUGCCCGCCAAACAGCCUGUCCCUGGACAGCGGGAUCGGGAUGAUGAACGGACAUUUGGCAGGUAACAUGGAGGGCAUGGGUCUGUCCGGACACUCCAUGUCCCACUUGUCAGCCAACAGCGGGCAUUCCUACAUGGGCAGCUGCACGGGAUCCACCGGGGGUGACUAUUCCCACCACGACAAUUCCGGAUCCCCGCUGCUUAACGGCGGGGGAGUGAUGGACCCCCACUCCGUGUACUCCAGCUCAGCCUCGGCCUGGGCGCCCAACCCCUCGGCCUCGCUCAAUAACGGAGGCUCUUACAUCAAGCAGCAGCCGUUGUCUCCGUGUAACCCCGGGACGAACCCGCUGCAGCCAAGCCUGCCAGCGCACUCCAUAGAGCAGCCUUAUCUCCACCAGAACGGCCACAGUACGGAUCUACAAGGUAUUCCUCGGUACCAUUCCCAGUCCCCCAGCAUGUGUGACCGAAAGGAGUUCGUGUUCUCGUUCAACGCCAUGACGUCCUCAGCCAUGCACUCUCCGAGCAGCGGCUCCUACUACCACCACCAGCAGGUCUCCUACCAGGACAUCAAGCCCUGCGUCAUGUAACGGGACAGCGGCCAUUCCGCGGACCAUAAUUGAUUUUAAAGCCAAGGCAGACUUAACCAGCAGCAGGAAUUGAAGUGGAAAAAGACAAUUCUCUGAGAAAAAAAAUACCAAAAAACACGCCCCCUCCCUCCCCACGUCCAUGAAAACGCACACUGUGAUAAACAACUUGUGGAAAACGGACUGGACUACUUGUGUACUGUUUUCUGGACUCUCCUAUUCCCCACGUAGUUCAGAAAACAGACUGGCACUGCGCUAACACACACACACACACACACACACACACACACACACACACACACACACACACACACACACAAACACACACCCACACCCACACCCACACACACACACACACACACACACACACACACACACACACACACACACACACAUAAUGAUCCACCCGUCCGAUGGUAGAAAGUGGGUCCAGCUGCCGUUUGGUACUAGUUCUGCUGGCGGAUGAAUACCACUCUCCACGCGUCAGAUGUAUAGGAUCCUCCAAUCCAUGUAAAUGCACAUUUCCCUUUAUCUUUAGAAUAUGUACUUUUUUUAGGCCGACUGCAUUGAGUAUUUUGGAUUCAAAAGCAGCGUAAAAAAAAAGAAAGUGCAAUGAACAGUUACUAACGGACAUCAUAUAUUGUGUAAAAAGAUGAAGGCACUUUUUAGAAUAUAACCUAUUAGCGCAACGUUUUAUUUAUUUUCUACGCCUAUAUAUUCUAACUUUAGGCGAGUUGACCAAGAAUAUAUGCUUUAUUGGCAAUAUUUGUCAGAACGCUUACUUAUUUGUUUUAAAAUGAAAAUCAAAGAAAUAAUGUAAGCACUGUUACGUUGUCUUUGUUGUAUGUAGACGGCCGUUUUUUUCAGCACUGUAAGUAUAUGUUAGGAUCAUUAAUAUUAGAGGGUCUUUAGGACAGGCUAUGCAAAAACACACUAUGAAGGUAAGGAUUUGUGGUAUGCAGUUUAGUCUACAGAGUAAAACUCAAUCUUCACAUUAUCCGACUGAUUCCUGUCUCUCAACUAUGGGCUCAUGAGAUGAUGAAACCCAAAGACUCAGGUCUGUGUUUUUGGCGGUGACACAGAAGGAAAAUAAAAACGCCAAUACACAUUGUAGCGACUGUGCUUUUACACUAUUGGCACAUGGCUGGCCCUGCCUAUUGAUGCAAAUAGACCUAACAUUACAAUUUGAUUUAAAACCCAUAUUAAUAAUUAUAAUUCAUUGAUGUAGACAUGAAAUAAAAAUGUGUAAAACUCAAAUACAGUCUCCGUUUCUAAUUAGAAUGUAUUUUCCAAUUCAACAAUUCGUCAACAAUUCAAAGGCCUUGUCCAUGUGGGGCGCAUAUUCAUGAACAGUCAGCAACGAUUAUUUUGUAUAUAGCCGUUGCCUAUAUUUAUUCAAUAUUUUUCUUUCCAUCUUCAUAAUCCUGCAAAUGUUUAGGCCUAUACGUCUCCAAGGCAAAGAUAUAGAAACUAGUGGGAUCAAAUAUAUUUAACACAGCCUAAUGCAAUACCAAUGAAACUUUCGAAACACAUUUAUUUAAAAAAAAAAGUGAUCUCAUGUAUGGAGGUGCAUGAAAGUUAAAUAAAUGAGCAAAUAGACAAGCCCUUACACAGAUAGUAUUCAUUAAAACCACGUCAACGAAAAGGCUACAGUGUACUGCUUAAUUUAAAACAGUUUUCUUCAUUUAUUUUCGAGGUCUUAAGUGUAAAUGUCAUCGGCAAGACCAUGUAUAUUAGGCGGCAAAAAGAUUACGCAUGCAUUUUACAUCACAUAUAAUUCCUUUAAAUGUAAUUUUCUGACUGAAAAGAUGAUCCUUUAACUAGAAUCGACAGGUGUGCCCUUGCAGGAACCCAGUAGGCAGAAAUGUAUUGCCUUUAUUUUACCACCAUACGAAUAAUUCACUGUCUUGGUCACAUUGUCCCACCGAGACGCGCCUAUAGCCUACUUAAUCAAUUCCCAUCUACCAAAAGUUUUCCGGAAAAAAGAAAUCCUUUAUCCAUGACAUGUUUUGCAUUGUGUGUUUAGCCUCAUUAUCUCCCAGCAUGACCACUGUCUGACCCCAGGAUCCAGAUCCCACUUGGAUGAAUAGUCCAGCGUGCACAGGUGGGCUAUAGCGUAAAGACGCGCUGAACAUGGGAGCGCGCAUUAACCAAAUGAUGACCAUUAGCUGAGGCGCAGGGCUCCUCUGGCCGCGGUCGAGGGGGUGAGAUUCCGGCUGCGGGGCACUCCAGCUGUUCCCCGGCCUGGCCUGGAUGACAGGUCCAUAAAAAGCCUGUGGGCUCUGCUCUUUGGAAGCAGACAGGCAAUGUUCUCAUCCUUCAGCGUGGGCCAGGCCUUACUGGGACAAGACAACGCAGCGGCAAGCAGGCAUGCAGAGCAGGCAGGGUACACACGCUGCAAUCUACGAAAUGUCAAGCGGCAGUGCAUAAACAGUGCAAUGAAAUCGUUUGGUUCGGGGGCUCAAUACGAGUGCUGUAAUCCAAUCUGAUUAGUUGGAAUUGUGAGCGGAUCUCCUCGUAGGCGGAUUCAAAGCAGAUCCAUU